Argentina anserina (silverweed cinquefoil) is the source of this 618-nucleotide messenger RNA. RefSeq names its product lachrymatory-factor synthase-like. The coding region runs from base 1 to 519 and encodes 172 amino acids. The record is from RefSeq and is a predicted model, not a curated record. The transcript has a single exon. NCBI's taxonomy places the organism in Eukaryota, Viridiplantae, Streptophyta, Magnoliopsida, Rosales, Rosaceae.
AUGGAACCUGCUACCCAAAUGGCUCAUGACCAGCAACAACCAAAAUGGGAAGGCGUGGCUACGGCAGAGCUACUAGGCCCUAAAGCAGAACAAGUGUGGCCUUUUUUGGAGGACUUCUUCGGCCUGCACAAGUGGUUCCCAACCCUCACCACCUGCCUUCCUGUACAUGGUAUAUCAGGACAACCAGGGUGCGUGCGCUACUGUGCCGGAUUCAAGACUCCGGUUGAUUGCGAAGGCGACCAGCCGGAGCCUAACUGGACGAAGCAGGAACUACUGUCCAUAGACCCAAGCCAGAUGACGUAUAGCUACUCCAUUGUAGAUGGGAAUGUUGGGUUCAACUCGUACAUUUCGACUCUGAAAGUGGUGCCGAAGGAAGAUGGGUGCAGCAUUGAGUGGAAGUAUGAGGUUGAGCCAGUGGAGGGUUGGACACUGAAGGAUCUGGACGUGUUUAUUGACACUGGCUUGCAAGUCAUGGCUAGCAGAAUGAAAGCUAGCCUCUCUCCUAAACUCGAAGUUUGAGCUUCUCAAUAUUAGUAAUUAAUUAGUAUGCAUCAAUUUACUUCCAUUGGGGUGUUUUUUUUUGGUUGAAUAAGUCUACUGUUUGGUAUGAGCAGUGGU